AUGGCGGAUCGGACAGCUCCCAGCUGCCAGCUCCGGCUGGAGUGGGUGUACGGGUACCGGGGUCACCAGUGCCGCAACAACCUGUACUACACCGCCGGCAAGGAAGUGGUCUACUUUGUGGCUGGCGUCGGGGUGGUUUACAGCACCCGCGAGCACAGCCAAAAAUUCUUCUUGGGACACAACGACGACAUUAUCAGCCUUGCCUUACACCCAGAUAAAACCCUUGUUGCAACUGGCCAAGUUGGGAAGGAGCCAUAUAUAUGUAUAUGGGACUCCUAUAAUGUCCAGACUGUGUCUAUUCUGAAAGAUGUUCAUACACAUGGAGUCGCCUGCCUGGCUUUCGACUCGGAUGGACAGCGUUUAGCCUCUGUGGGAUUGGAUGCCAAAAACACAGUCUGCAUUUGGGACUGGAGGAAGGGAAAACUUCUGGCCUCAGCCACUGGCCACUCCGACCGGAUUUUUGAUAUUUCCUGGGAUCCAUAUCAGCCAAACAGAGUGGUUAGCUGUGGAGUGAAACAUAUAAAGUUUUGGACACUAUGUGGAAAUGCCCUGACUGCAAAAAGAGGGAUAUUUGGCAAAACGGGGGAUCUUCAGACCAUCCUUUGCCUUGCAUGUGCCAAAGAAGACAUCACCUACUCUGGUGCUUUAAAUGGCGACAUCUAUGUCUGGAAAGGGCUCAAUUUAGUCCGCACCAUUCAAGGAGCACAUAGUGCUGGAAUCUUCAGCAUGUAUGCUUGCGAAGAAGGCUUUGCCACUGGUGGACGAGAUGGGUGUAUACGAUUAUGGGAUACUGAUUUCAAACCAAUAACCAAAAUUGAUCUCAGGGAGACAGAACAAGGAUAUAAAGGCCUCUCUAUCCGGAGUGUGUGCUGGAAAGCAGACCGCCUUCUAGCAGGGACCCAGGACAGCGAGAUAUUUGAAGUGAUCGUGCGAGAACGGGACAAGCCAAUGCUGAUCCUGCAGGGCCACUGUGAGGGGGAGCUCUGGGCUCUGGCCCUGCACCCCAAGAAGCCGCUGGCUGUGACAGGCAGCGAUGACCGCUCUGUCAGGCUGUGGAGCCUGGCAGACCAUGCCUUGAUCGCCCGCUGUAACAUGGAGGAAGCGGUUCGAAGCGUUGCUUUCAGCCCCGAUGGAUCUCAGUUGGCCCUGGGCAUGAAGGACGGAUCUUUCAUUGUUCUCCGAGUCAGAGAUAUGACAGAAGUGGUUCAUAUCAAAGAUCGAAAAGAAGUCAUUCACGAAAUGAAAUUUUCUCCAGAUGGUUCUUAUCUGGCAGUGGGAUCCAAUGAUGGCCCAGUAGAUAUCUACGCUGUCGCCCAGCGGUAUAAGAAAAUAGGAGAAUGCAACAGGUCUCUCAGUUUCAUCACACACAUCGACUGGUCUUUGGAUAGUAAAUACUUGCAAACUAAUGACGGUGCCGGAGAACGGCUGUUCUACAAAAUGCCAUCUGGGAAGCCUUUAACAAGUAAAGAAGAAAUCAAAGGGAUUCCCUGGGCCUCCUGGACAUGUGUGAACGGCCCAGAAGUGAGUGGGAUUUGGCCAAAAUACACUGAUGUCACUGACAUCAACUCAGUGGAUGCAAAUUACAACAACUCAGUACUGGUGUCUGGAGAUGAUUUUGGACUGGUUAAAUUGUUUAAGUUUCCUUGUCUCAAGAAAGGAGCCAAAUUUAGAAAGUAUGUGGGUCAUUCUGCACAUGUCACAAACGUCCGCUGGUCUCAUGACUUUCAGUGGGUAUUAAGCACAGGAGGGGCUGACCACUCGGUUUUCCAGUGGAGAUUUAUUCCAGAAGGUGUCAGCAAUGGCCUGCUGGAAACAGCACCCCAGGAAGGUGGCUCCGAUUCCUAUAGUGAAGAAUCUGAUUCGGAUUUAUCUGACGUGCCGGAGUUGGAUUCUGAUAUUGAGCAAGAAACUCAAAUCAAUUAUGAUCGCCAGGUUUACAAAGAAGAUCUACCUCAGCUAAAGCAACAAAGUAAAGAGAAAAACCAUGCAGUGUCCUUCCUCAAACGAGAAAAGGCUCCUGAGGACAGCUUGAAACUCCAGUUCAUACAUGGCUAUAGAGGCUAUGAUUGUAGAAACAAUCUGUUCUACACACAAGCUGGAGAAGUGGUCUAUCACAUUGCUGCAGUUGCUGUUGUGUACAAUAGGCAACAACACUCGCAGAGGCUGUACCUGGGACACGAUGAUGACAUUCUCAGCCUGACCAUCCAUCCAGUGAAGGACUAUGUGGCCACUGGGCAGGUUGGGAGAGAUGCUGCUAUUCAUGUGUGGGACACACAGACUCUAAAAUGUUUGUCACUGUUGAAAGGACAACAUCAGAGAGGAGUGUGUGCGCUCGAUUUUUCAGCCGAUGGAAAAUGUCUGGUGUCGGUUGGUUUAGACGAUUUUCACAGUAUUGUAUUUUGGGACUGGAAAAAGGGAGAAAAGAUAGCCACCACCAGAGGACAUAAAGAUAAGAUAUUUGUGGUAAAGUGUAACCCACACCAUGUUGACAGACUGGUCACGGUUGGGAUCAAGCACAUCAAAUUCUGGCAACAAGCAGGUGGGGGCUUCACCUCUAAAAGAGGAAUUUUUGGAAGUGUUGGAAAGUUAGAAACAAUGAUGUGCGUUUCUUAUGGGCGAAUGGAAGAUCUGGUGUUCUCAGGAGCAGCUACUGGAGAUAUUUUUAUUUGGAAGGAGAUUCUCCUACUAAAGACAGUGAAAGCUCAUGACGGGCCCGUGUUUGCUAUGUAUGCAUUGGAUAAGGGGUUUGUAACAGGUGGAAAGGAUGGAAUUGUGGAACUCUGGGAUGAUAUGUUUGAAAGAUGCUUGAAGACUUAUGCCAUUAAAAGAGCAGCAUUGUCAACCAGCUCAAAAGGCUUGCUUUUGGAAGAUAACCCUUCAAUUCGUGCCAUCACUUUGGGACAUGGACAUAUCCUGGUGGGAACAAAAAAUGGAGAGAUCCUGGAAAUUGAUAAGAAUGGCCCAAUGACACUGCUCAUUCAGGGGCACAUGGAAGGAGAAGUAUGGGGGCUGGCGGCUCACCCUCGCCUGCCUGUCUGCGCAACAGUGAGCGACGAUAAAACACUGCGGAUCUGGGAACUAUCCUCCCAGCACCGUAUGCUGGCAGUACGGAAACUCAAAAAAGGUGGAAGAUGCUGUGCUUUCUCCCCUGAUGGGAAAGCCUUAGCAGUUGGGUUGAAUGAUGGGAGUUUCCUGGUUGUAAAUGCCGACACUGUUGAAGACAUGGUCUCCUUCCAUCACAGAAAAGAAAUGAUCUCUGACAUUAAAUUUUCAAAAGAUACAGGAAAAUACCUUGCUGUGGCAUCCCAUGAUAACUUUGUGGAUAUUUACAACGUCCUUACAAGCAAAAGGGUUGGCAUCUGUAAAGGUGCUUCUAGUUACAUUACACACAUUGACUGGGACUCUAGAGGGAAAUUACUGCAAGUUAAUUCAGGUGCCAAAGAACAACUCUUUUUUGAAGCUCCAAGAGGCAAACGGCAUAUAAUAAGACCUUCAGAGAUUGAGAAGAUAGAGUGGGACGCUUGGACCUGUGUUCUGGGGCCCACCUGUGAGGGCAUCUGGCCAGUGCACAGUGAUGUGACUGAUGUGAAUGCUGCCAGUCUCACCAAAGACCAUUCCCUCUUAGCCACAGGAGAUGAUUUUGGUUUUGUUAAGCUUUUUUCAUAUCCUGUCAAGGGCCAGCACGCAAGAUUCAAGAGGUACGUGGGGCACAGUGCCCACGUCACCAACGUGAGGUGGCUGCACAACGACUCUGUGCUGCUCACGGUGGGCGGUGCCGACACGGCCCUGAUGAUCUGGACGAGGGAGUUUGUGGGGACCCAGGAGAGCAAGCUGGCGGACAGUGAGGAGUCAGACACUGACGCGGAGGAGGAUGGAGGCUAUGACAGUGACGUUGCUAGAGAAAAGGCCGUCGAUUACACCACCAAGAUCUGUGCUGUGAGCAUCAGGGAGAUGGAAGGCACCAAACCACACCAGCAGAUGAAAGAAGUUUCAGUGGAAGAAAGGUAUGGUGUUGCCAGGGGAUCCAGACCACCCGUUAGCAGAGCAGCUCCCCAGCCUGAGAAACUCCAGAAGAACAGUAUCACCAAAAAAAAGAAAUUGGUUGAGGAGCUGGCUCUCGACCACGUGUUUGGCUACAGAGGGUUUGACUGUCGCAAUAACCUGCAUUACCUGAAUGACGGUGCUGACAUCAUCUUCCACGCGGCCGCGGCCGGCAUCGUUCAGAACCUGUCCACAGGGAGCCAGAGCUUCUACCUGGAGCACACGGAUGACAUCCUCUGCCUCACGGUGAACCAGCACCCCAAGUACAGAAACGUGGUGGCCACCAGCCAGAUAGGAGCAACACCUUCCAUCCACGUGUGGGACGCCAUGACCAAACACACCCUCUCCGUGCUGCGGUGCUUCCACUCGAAGGGGGUGAAUUACAUCAACUUCAGCGCAACCGGGAAGCUGCUGGUGUCAGUGGGCGUGGACCCUGAGCACACCAUCACCGUCUGGCGCUGGCAGGAGGGUGCCAAGGUUGCUAGCCGAGGGGGCCACCUGGAGCGCAUAUUCGUGGUGGAGUUUCGCCCUGACUCAGACACACAGUUUGUGUCUGUCGGAGUCAAGCACAUGAAGUUCUGGACCCUGGCAGGCAGUGCCCUGCUUUAUAAGAAAGGGGUCAUCGGGUCCAUGGAGGCUGCCAAGAUGCAGACGAUGCUCUCCGUGGCCUUCGGUGCUAACAACCUCACUUUCACGGGUGCCAUCAACGGCGACGUCUACGUGUGGAAGGACCACUUCCUUGUCCGGCUGGUGGCCAAGGCUCACACAGGCCCCGUCUUCACAAUGUACACAACCCUUCGGGACGGGCUCAUAGUGACCGGUGGAAAAGAGCGGCCGACCAAAGAAGGAGGUGCUGUGAAACUGUGGGACCAGGAGAUGAAGCGCUGCCGGGCCUUCCAACUGGAGACGGGGCAGCUGGUGGAGUGUGUGCGCUCCGUGUGCCGCGGCAAAGGAAAGAUUUUAGUGGGAACCAAGGAUGGAGAAAUCAUUGAAGUUGGUGAAAAAAAUGCUGCUUCCAACAUCCUGAUUGAUGGACACAUGGAAGGGGAGAUCUGGGGCCUGGCCACACACCCCUCCAAGGACAUCUUCAUCUCUGCCAGUAACGACGGCACAGCCCGAAUCUGGGACCUGGCUGACAAGAAGCUGCUAAACAAGGUGAACCUGGGCCACGCGGCCAGGUGUGCAGCCUACAGCCCUGACGGGGAGAUGGUGGCCAUUGGCAUGAAGAAUGGAGAGUUUGUCGUCUUGUUGGUGAACAGCCUGAAAGUUUGGGGGAAGAAACGAGACCGGAAAUCUGCUAUCCAAGAUAUCAGAAUCAGCCCAGACAGCAGAUUCUUAGCUGUUGGUUCUUCUGGACACACAGUUGACUUCUAUGACCUCACUCAGGGCACGAGUCUGAACCGCAUCGGCUACUGCAAAGAUAUCCCAAGCUUUGUCAUUCAGAUGGAUUUUUCCGCGGACGGCAAAUACAUCCAGGUGUCAACAGGAGCCUACAAGCGCCAGGUGCAUGAGGUCCCCCUGGGGAAGCAGGUCACCGAAGCCACGGUCAUUGAGAAGAUCACCUGGGCCUCCUGGACAAGCAUUCUGGGAGACGAAGUCAUUGGCAUCUGGCCACGAAACGCAGACAAGGCUGAUGUCAACUGCGCGUGUGUGACCCACGCUGGCCUGAACAUUGUCACGGGAGACGACUUUGGGCUCGUGAAGCUCUUUGAUUUCCCAUGCACAGAGAAAUUUGCCAAGCAUAAGCGUUACUUCGGUCACUCGGCUCACGUGACAAACAUCCGUUUCUCUCAUGACGACAAGUACGUGGUCAGCACUGGAGGAGACGACUGCAGUGUGUUCGUGUGGCGAUGCCUGGAAGUGCCAGAGUCCUCUUACUUUAUUGCUGCUGCUGCCGCCAGCCACCGCGGAGGCAGUGAUGAGGUGCCUCCUGGCCGCCAGCUGCUGGGAAAGGCCUACGACACCGCAGGCCGUACAAGCUCCAAGUGCUAGUGAAGUGGUGUGACGGCGCCCAUCGCCUGGAAUCUCCAAAACCGUCAGGCCAAAAAGGAAGGUCAGUUCUAACACGUUAAGACUGCUUGCCUCUGUUCCUGAGACCAAAAACUAUACGUACUAACUACACUGACAAAGAAAUCCUAUCUGACAAUGUAGCCCACUAACAAAAUUUAAAGCCUCAGUUACCCUAACCAAUAUGUAGCUUUUGAUUUGCAUCAAAACUUUUACAAAAGAUGUUUUGCUAGUACGUUUCUAUAUACUUUAAAAAUGUUCAUUUUUACAAUUAAGGAAGUUGAACAGGACAGCUUAAGUUAGAUUCACUGAACUAGAAAUAUCGGUAGCCUCUGUUCUCCACAUUUAGCUUUCAAAACCAAAUGAGCCAUGUAUAAACAAGUUGAGACACUUAAUUUUUUAACGUUUCAUUUGCAGAGUUUUAUAUCCAUUAAGUGCCUUUGAAAGCUUCCAGGUGUGUGGGCUGCUGUCUCCCCUCCCACAGAUUGUCUCCUUUCUACAUAUGGUGCUAAAACGUCAAAACUGAGGAGGGCUACAGGACCCUCAGCAGACUCCUGCUCUGCCACCCAGGUCAGGUAUUUAGGUCAAGGCUUCCUAAAUGAAAGACAUCAGUUACCUGCCUGGAAAACAGUGGCUAUUUGAAGUUGAGCAGCAAAGAAACUUAAAUUCAGGAG
Molecule: messenger RNA, 6722 nt
Organism: Lagenorhynchus albirostris (white-beaked dolphin)
Lineage: Eukaryota; Metazoa; Chordata; Mammalia; Artiodactyla; Delphinidae
Gene: EML6
Product: EMAP like 6
Exons: 42
Coding region: 1-6033 (2010 amino acids)
Molecular function (GO): microtubule binding
Source: RefSeq, a predicted model, not a curated record